GCUCUUGUAGGGAUCCCACCCCUUUUGUGGGUUUUCAUUCUGAAGCUAUCCACAACUUUACACCUGAAUGAAUGCCAAGCCUCACUGAAUAUAUAAAGGAAACCUUCAAGAGCAAUUUCAGAGUUACCCAGAAGAAGCAGGAGAAAAAGAUUUCAUCCAGCUCUGUGAGACAGAACCAACCAUGCUUCUCUCUGCCAUUCACUUCUAUGGCUUUCUCCUAGCUUGCAUCUUCACGAAAAGCUACUUGGCUUUCAAGAACGAUGCCACAGAGAUACUUUAUUCACACGUCGUUAAGCCUGCUGCAGCGAGCCCAAGCAGCAACAGCACGUUGAAUCAAGCCAGGAACGGAGGCAGGCACUACACCAGCGCCGGAUCCGACCGUAACAAUCGUGUGCAGGUUGGCUGUCGGGAACUGCGAUCCACCAAGUACAUUUCAGAUGGCCAGUGCACCAGCAUCAAUCCACUGAAGGAGCUGGUAUGUGCUGGUGAAUGCCUCCCUUUGCCACUGCUCCCCAACUGGAUUGGAGGAGGUUAUGGAACCAAGUACUGGAGCAGGCGGAGCUCACAAGAGUGGAGAUGUGUCAAUGACAAAACUCGCACUCAGAGGAUCCAGCUUCAGUGCCAGGAUGGAAGUAUCAGAACCUACAAAAUAACUGUGGUCACAGCCUGCAAGUGCAAGAGAUAUACCAGGCAGCACAAUGAGUCCAGCCACAACUUCGAGGGAACCUCUCAAGCAAAACCUAUUCAGCAUCACAAAGAGAGGAAAAGAGCCAGUAAAUCCAGCAAACAUAGUACAAGUUAGAAGUCAGAUAUCCUGUCUCAUCUCCCUCUUGUCCUGCCAAAAUUGAACUCACCUGUAGCCAAUUACUUUACCAUUCUGACUGCUUAAAGACAAGUCUGCCAUUGCUGUGGUCUCAAUUGACACUAUAUGCUUAUUGCUUUGACCAAAAUCAAAAGGGGCAUUCUCAGCAUAUGGACCUUUCGGGUGAUCUGCCAAAUGCUCAAGAUGGGAAUAACACAAGUCUUCCAAACCCACAUGAUAAACUUUUACAUUUCCUCCAGCCAUGGAGGCAAAGAAAAUUUGCCAUGAAUAUUCACUGAAGUCUAUUUUGUAAAAAGAUGCUUUGUUGUGUGCUUUCAUGAGAACAGUUAUUAUGUCUAUUGCCUUCUAUAUAAUGUUUUAUGAACUUAUGACUUAUGAAACAGCUUAAAAAUAUACCACCUAGUAUCUGCUUUCAGAUUCAUUCUUAAAAAAUGCCUUGCAUGCUCACUUUUCUUUUAUUUCAGUAUACCAAAAAUUAAAAUAUGCAUGGCAGCAAUCAAAAAGUAAAGCUGAACAAACUAUUUAUUUGUUGUUGUAAUUAUUUAAUGAGCUUUUAUGUGUGUUAUUUCCUUCCAAAAUGUUAUUAUGUUUAUAGCUUUUCUCAUGUAUCAAAGUAUUUUCCUAUGAUUUGUGGCUGGUUUAGAACGUAUAUUUUGUAGAUAAUGUAAAAUAGACAUUUUAGCAUUCUUGGUAUAUAUUUUUUCAUUUUGAACAUUCAUAAACCUAGGUGUUGUUUUGAAGUAGCAACAUAAAACCUGUAUUUUUCACUCUCCACUCUGUAUUAUUUUUGUUUAAAAGUGUGCAAUCACAAGACAUACAAUGACUUUCUUUCAAAUUGUUUUUUGAUUAUUUUUUUUUUUUACAAAAAUAAACACUGCUAAAAAA
Molecule: messenger RNA, 1708 nt
Organism: Chaetura pelagica (chimney swift)
Lineage: Eukaryota; Metazoa; Chordata; Aves; Apodiformes; Apodidae
Gene: SOSTDC1
Product: sclerostin domain containing 1
Exons: 2
Coding region: 182-802 (206 amino acids)
Biological process (GO): negative regulation of Wnt signaling pathway; negative regulation of BMP signaling pathway
Molecular function (GO): BMP binding
Source: RefSeq, a predicted model, not a curated record